Charadrius vociferus (killdeer) is the source of this 1647-nucleotide messenger RNA. RefSeq names its product podocalyxin-like (gene PODXL). Bases 1 to 1647 code for a protein of 548 amino acids. Gene Ontology annotation, biological process: negative regulation of cell-cell adhesion; regulation of microvillus assembly; cell migration. NCBI's taxonomy places the organism in Eukaryota, Metazoa, Chordata, Aves, Charadriiformes, Charadriidae. The record is from RefSeq and is a predicted model, not a curated record. Gene Ontology annotation, cellular component: apical plasma membrane; microvillus membrane. The transcript has 8 exons.
AUGCAAGGGCCCACCCCUACAAGCAAGCCAGGAAACCCACCAUCCCCCUCUGCGACGUCACCUGCUGCAGUUCAAGGGAUUACCCCUACAAACAAGCCGGGAAACUCACCACCUGCCCCUGUGAUAUCACCCACCACUGUUCAAGGGAUCAUCCCUACAAGCAAGCCGGGAAACCCACCAUCCACCCCUGUGACACCACCUGCUGCAGUUCAAGAGACCACCUCCACAAACAACCCGGGAAACCCAUCACCUGCUCCCACGACAUCGCCCCGCCUCUCUCAGCAGGUCCGUUCUUCAGCCAGCUCUGGAGCCUCAACAGCCACCCCUGCUGCAACUUCCAGCAUGGCCCAGCAGAAGACCAUCCCUCCAGCCAGCUUGGGAGGCUCAGCAGCCACCACUGCUGCAAGUCCCGUCCCCACUCGUGCGAGCAGUCCUCCAGCCACCCCAGGUGGUUUAGGGACUGCUGUCGCAUCCUCUCCCACCGUGGAAGCUCAGGGAAGCCAGCCGUUGGACCAGUUGACCAGCACCACUGCGAGCAUUGGAGUCCCAACAAGCAGCCUUGCCUCUGGUGUCUCUUCUCCCACGUCUGUUGCCAAGCAGCCUCACUCUUCUCCCAGCUCUCCAGGCCAGGGACUGACCUCUUCCACCAGACGUGGAAGCAUCAACACUUCUGUUACCCCUGUUGAUGGAUCCAUCUCCCCCACCACUAGUAAAGAAUCUCUGUCUUUGUCACCUGGCAGCAUCAUCAAGGUCUCAGAGGACACCACCACACCGACUCUUGGAACAGACCAGAGAAGCCACAACACCGCAUCUGUGUCAACCAAACCCACGAGUGCUGACCGCAGCCCUGCUAGUGCACAGCCAUCAGCCCCAGCCCCGGGGGACCAGACGGCGAGCAGCAGUCCUGGCCACCAGCACCCUAACGCUUCUUUCCAAAAUGAGGUCAUCUGUAAAGACCAGGUGCAAAAUAAUUGGCCCAUGAUGUAUCUGAAAGAAGCUAAAACCUGUGCUGAGUGGAGGACCGCCAGCAUCAACGUCUCCUUCUUUGAGAGCUUCUGCUCGACGGCCCAGCACGCUUUCAACGCCAGCAGGGAGACGUGCACGGUGAUGCUGACCUCCCGUGAGCCCCACUCCCAGCACUGGGCCGUGCGGGCGGUGGUGCACCUCCCUUUGGACCCUGAAAAAGUCCUUGAGGAGCUGAAGGAGAAGAAGGACAAGUUAGAGGAGCUCGGCAUCGCCAACAUCACUUACGACAAAAUGGAGAGGGAGAUGAUAAUCAACGAUGAGUUCAGCACGCCCCUGAUCAUCACCAUCGUCACCCUGGCCGGCUCCCUGCUGCUGAUUGCGGCCAUCUACGGCUGCUGCCACCAGCGCUUCUCCCAAAAGAAGGACCAGCACAUCCACCCUGAUCUCCCCGGGUUUGAUGAUGGACAUGUGGCCCUGAUCUUUAAUCAGCGCCUGACUGAGGAGCUGCAGACGAUGGAGAACGGCUACCAUGAUAACCCCACGCUGGAGGUGAUGGAGACCUCCUCUGAAAUGCAAGAGAAGAAGGUGAACCUCAACGGUGAGCUAGGGGACAGCUGGAUCGUUCCUCUCGACACCCUCAUGAAGGAGGACCUGGAGGAAGAGGAGGACACACAUUUAUAG